Bombus pascuorum is the source of this 3338-nucleotide messenger RNA. RefSeq names its product atypical protein kinase C (gene aPKC). The transcript has 9 exons. Gene Ontology annotation, molecular function: protein binding; ATP binding; protein serine/threonine kinase activity. Gene Ontology annotation, biological process: protein phosphorylation; establishment or maintenance of cell polarity. The record is from RefSeq and is a predicted model, not a curated record. Bases 837 to 3110 code for a protein of 757 amino acids. NCBI's taxonomy places the organism in Eukaryota, Metazoa, Arthropoda, Insecta, Hymenoptera, Apidae.
GUAGGAUCGCUUCCCAACAUGAAUUGGAUGAAGCAUUGCGUCUCUAUGAACUAGAAAAGGAUACUGAAAUAACUAUACAUGCGUUUGCGCAUUUCGUGGAGUAAAGCGCGUCGGGCGGCGGCAGUAGUUAACGAAUCCCGCGACAGCAGUCGAUAUUCUUACGCGGACCGAUUAGCUACGAAGUUUUCUCACGCAAGUACGUUUGAACACUUAAUUCAUACGCAUUCAGACAUUAGAAGAUAAUUUAUAAUUUGUCCAAAAAGACACGUAAAGUAAAUAAAACCACGAAACGAAUUAAAAAUACGAAGUAAAGAAAGCGAAAACUUCGAAUUGAGGCAAAAGAGAGAGAUAGUAUUAUACGUUGAUUAGCCUGAAACGUGUAACGAUAACAGAGCACUCCUCUUAGUUCGCGGUGGAAGAUUUCAAUGGUCGCCAAUUCAUGUCGAGAGCUGGUGACAUCACAGCUUUAACAAUCGCUGUCGAAGAGGUAGCAAAAGUGGCGAUAAACCAGCAUCGAUCGCGCUGACUCGUCGCAUUCUCAGCCGGGUUCUCCUGCAAGAGGUCGGGCCACGGGUAAAAGACAAGGACAGUGAUUAUUGGAGGAGCAAGAAGGAGAGAGACAAUCCGGGCAAAGAUAUCCAGUUGAAACGAGACAGAGAUAGAGAAAGAGCGUGCGCACCUACCUCUAGGAAGGAAAGUAGGGAAAAUUUGGGGUGGGAGUUAGAGGGUAGUAGCGAGCAAAAGACGGGAGCCAGUAGUGUAUUACUGCUGGACGAUAUUAGACAGCCAGGAUAGACGAAACAAAAAUACUUCAAGAUAAAUACUACUAAAUUAAAAUGGCGUGGGGCUAUUGGAGCGCAACGUCGGUCAGCGAUCGGGGUCGGUCGCCGCGUCGCGAGAAAGAUAAACAACAGCAUCAAACAUUGCAUCAGCACCAGCAACAACAGUAUCACCAAGCUGAGACGGGAAUUUCACAGGGAAUGUACGGUGUGCAGCAAGUGCAAGGUGAGCUCGCUGGCUCCUCCUCUGUCGUGUCUACAGGGCCUGCUGUCGCAGUGGAGGAACCACCCUGCAGUAUGAUGAUACAGGGUGGUUCCUUCUAUUCUUACUCCGCGGCUACAGCGGCUGCGGCUGCAGCUGCUGUUGGGCGAAGGAUUCCUGGCGUCGAAGGAGGACCCUCCACCUCAUCCACUGCUAUCCAAAUCCUACCACGAGAUCGACCAAUCAAAUCGAGCACCAGCACCUACCCGCCGUCGCCCAGUAGCGACUCAGCGGAAUACGAACAGCCUAUUGCCGGUUUGAGAACAGAAUGUUCGCCUCAUAACAGUCCUCGUGACGAUAUAUUCGCGCAGCCUGGAACCUCCUCGUCCAGGAUUAAGUUACUCUGCGAUAAAGGCAUCGAUGAUACUUCUGAGGUUGAUAUCGAUGAGGUUACUGCAACAGAGAUGAUGUACGCGACCGCUAAUCGAGGUAUAGGGACUAGUACAUGUCGUGUUCACGGACCGUGUAAUCCUCAGCCGGAUUCUGCACCGACUAUGCCAUCUUUGAUCGAUGAUACAAGCGGAUCUUCGCAGUUUUGGUUCAACGACAUCACCUGGGAUCAAACAAAAGUGGCAAAGAAAGUCACGUUAACCGUUGUAAAUUUUUUCCUAAUGUGCCGCCUGCGCCAGGAAUGCCCUGUCAAGGAGAAGACACGAGCGUUUUGCGCGUUCUGCCAGGAUCGGAUUUGGGGGCUAGGUCGGCAGGGGUUCAAAUGUAUUCAGUGCAAGCUACUGGUGCACAAGAAAUGUCACAAGGUGGUGCGCAAACCAUGCUUGAGUGUGCAACAGCAACAACAACAGCAGAUGCCAAGCACCGAAUCGCAGACGAUCGACAGAAACGGCGAUCAACAACAGCUUGAUUCUGUUCAAUGCAGCCCAGUAGCUCAUCUAGAGGAUGAGAUACCAGAGUCGCCAAUUAUUGAGGAGCAUUCACGCAAUCGAACUGGAAGUGAAGAAAGGGAGGAAUUGCCGUUGGAUACAUUAAAUGAUGCUGAUAAUUCAAAUGAUAUGCAGAGGCAAUACUCGUUAAAUGAUUUCGAACUGAUUAGGGUAAUCGGUCGUGGUUCCUAUGCGAAAGUUUUGAUGGUAGAAUUGAAGCGUACAAAGAGGAUUUACGCGAUGAAAGUAAUUAAGAAGGCCUUAGUAACUGAUGACGAAGACAUCGAUUGGGUGCAAACGGAAAAACACGUGUUUGAGACCGCCUCGAAUCAUCCAUUCCUUGUGGGACUUCACUCCUGUUUUCAGACACCCUCUCGUCUGUUCUUCGUGAUCGAGUUUGUACGCGGUGGUGAUCUGAUGUUCCAUAUGCAACGACAACGCCGUCUUCCGGAAGAACAUGCUCGAUUUUAUGCAGCUGAAAUUAGUCUGGCUUUGAACUUUUUGCACGAAAAAGGUAUCAUAUACAGAGAUUUAAAGUUAGACAACGUACUACUUGAUCACGAAGGACACGUGAAAUUAACUGAUUACGGAAUGUGCAAGGAAGGUGUUAGAGAGGGUGAUACAACCGCUACGUUCUGUGGCACUCCGAAUUAUAUAGCGCCUGAAAUAUUGCGGGGUGAAGAUUACAGCUUCUCUGUAGAUUGGUGGGCACUUGGUGUACUUCUGUAUGAAAUGCUUGCAGGUCGCAGCCCAUUUGAUAUCGCGGGCGCGUCGGAAAAUCCAGACCAAAAUACCGAAGAUUAUCUAUUCCAAGUUAUUUUGCAGAAAACAAUUCGUAUACCAAGAUCGUUAUCGGUCAAAGCAGCAUCUGUGCUUAAAGGUUUCCUUUGCAAAGAUCCAAACGAAAGAUUAGGUUGUGGUAAAAGGCCAACUGCUUUCCUUGAUAUUGUUGCUCAUCCCUUCUUCAAAGCAAUAGAUUGGGAAAUGUUGGAGCAGAAACAAGUAACACCACCUUAUAAACCAAGAUUAGAUUCUGAUCGUGACCUAGCAAACUUCCCACCAGAAUUUACAGAUGAACCAGUUCAUUUAACACCGGAUGAUCCGAGAGUGAUCGACAAGAUCGAUCAAAGUGAAUUCGAAGGCUUUGAGUAUGUGAACCCAUUACUUAUGUCUUUAGAAGACUGCGUGUGACAAGAACCGCUUGUUAUUGUGCCACGUCAUACUCAAAAUCAGCAACAAUUACAGUCAUGUUACAUGUACGAAUUACAAGACAAACUUGCAAAGCUUCGAAUCGAUCCCCUAUUGAACAUCGGCUCAAGAAAUCGAGGUUAUCAUAACAAUGUUUUUUUAAUGACAUACUCCGAAGAGAAUGAGAACGACAAUAAUUAUAACGAAUAUCGGUUAUCACCACCGUUUCCA